Molecule: messenger RNA, 1857 nt
Organism: Penicillium olsonii
Lineage: Eukaryota; Fungi; Ascomycota; Eurotiomycetes; Eurotiales; Aspergillaceae
Source: the annotation of a GenBank genome assembly
AUGAUGGCGGAUGAACCGACAGUUUUGCGGAAAGACCAGCUGGAAAUCAGCUUGGUCGAGGAGAAGAAAUUGAUCAAAGAUGGAACCAUCAAGGAUGACAAUCCUCUGGAUCUCAGUGAGCCAUUCCGGGAACUAUGCAAUGCAUGUCGUCAGGGCGAUUUGAAAGUCUGUCAAGAGAAGAUCUCUGAAGGCGUAAAUGUCAAUGCCCGUGAUCCUUAUGAUUACACGCCAUUGAUCCUAGCGAGUCUGUGCGGACAUUAUGAAACUGCCCAGCUGCUACUCGAGUCCGGUGCGUUGUGUGAGCGAGACACUUUCCAGGGUGAAAGAUGUCUCUACAAUGCUUUAAAUGACCGCAUCCGAAACCUCCUCCUCGAAUAUGAUUACUCCAAAUCAACAGACCCCUUGCAACCACUCGCUGCCCAUAUCACGUCGCUGCUGGUGCGAGAGUCGCCAGUCACUGCCGAUAUCGUUGUAACGGCCUCCGACCAAUCGCUCCAUCUCCACAAGUUCAUCCUCGCGGCCCGCUCCCCAUACUUCCGUGCCAAACUGGCAGCGGCUCCGGAAUCUGCAACAUGGAAGCUUCCCAGCACAAUUCCACCCGAAGCAUUUGGUGCUGCAAUCAAGUAUCUUUACUUUGGAGAAGCUCCUCGGGACCUGAGGAGUGGGCCAGGGACAGGAUUUACUGAAUCCGAGACCUUCGCCGGAGUGGACCGAAUCUCCAAAUACCUGGAUAUCCCCAGCCUUCCAGAUAGCAUCCUCGAAAGUGGAGAUAGAAGGCGCGCCCGACAACGAAGAAAUGACGAGAUCUCCAAGGGCAGAGACCAGAUGGAUCAAUGGUUCCAGGAGAAUGUCCUGGGUCAUAAGAUGGUGGUGGAGACCUCAAAGGCGAACGAAAUCCAAUGGAGCCGAAAUAAUGCAAUCUUCGCCGAUGUCCUUCUACGAGCGGAUGAUCUGCCCGACGAAGAAGAUAUCGCAACCGGUGCUGCGCCCGCCGAAGGGCCAAAAUCCACCAUCUUCCCAUGCCACCGCGCGAUGCUGCUACGCUCUGAAUUUUUCCAGACCAUGUUUUCAUCUACCUUCCGCGAAGCAUAUGUCAAAGAUCAGCUCACGAUUAUUGACGUUGACUGCUCACCCGAAGUUUUGGAAAUCGUUCUGGCGUUCUUGUAUACUGAAAAGGCCGAUUUCCCCUUGGAGGUCGCCGUCGACGUCCUUUUCGCGGCUGACAUGCUGUUCAUCGAGAAGUUGAAGACAAAAGCAGCCGUGGUCAUCAGUACCCUCGGUAGUGCCGGAAUGUCUCAAGCGGAGGCCGCGAAAACCCGCGGCACAACGGACGAAGACGACAUUGAUAUCUACUCGAUUGUCCGGGCUGCGUGGUUGACACGCGUGCAGCGACUGGAAGAAUUCGCCGCUCGCUAUCUGGCAUAUCGUCUUGAGGCCCAUAUAGAUACGCUCGAGUUCGCAGAGCUGAUUCAGGAAUCAGCGUCUCGUAUCAAAGCGAGACAGGAAACUGACUCCAUUGAAAUGCUGGACGAUAUUCGUUUCUACCUUGGCGAGCGCUUUAGACUGCGUUUCGAUGAGGCGGGCCUCGAUGAGAUGAUGGAGGAAGAUGUACAGUCGCAUGAGGAUGAUACGGAUGAAGAGGAAGCUGAUAACAAGCUCACGGAGGGCGUCGCCGCUUUAGAUGUCUCUAAGGGGACCUCAGAUCCUGAAGUCGAGGCCCCGCAAGAGCAGGGACCAGAGAUCCGGGCUCUAGAUGGCGCGCUCGUUGUGGAUGAAUUCUCAGAAGAUGCCUUGAACUAUGAGAUUCUUCUUGAGAAGCUAGACGAUCUCUUGGAGAGGCUCAACCUUGAGGCUUAG